Molecule: messenger RNA, 1874 nt
Organism: Boeremia exigua
Lineage: Eukaryota; Fungi; Ascomycota; Dothideomycetes; Pleosporales; Didymellaceae
Exons: 2
Coding region: 266-1633 (455 amino acids)
Source: RefSeq, a predicted model, not a curated record
CUCCACCACAUAAGCACUUUAACGUCAAGGCGACCCGUGCUUAGACAUGUCGUCGCAAGUGCAUGAGCUGGGCGCCUUAGGAUAGGACGAAUUGUGCGAGUGUGUGAGAUGGCUGCGGUAAGGCUUACCGUGCAUCCUGCGGCUGAGCGUGUGCGGAGUGAGAUCUGACCUGGCCCACAUAAGGUAUGCGUGGCUCCUCCCGAACUCUGUUCUUCUCUUCUCUUCUCUUCCUGCUUGUCACGUGCGCUGUUGUGUUUGUCCAACAAUGGCGAUUCGGGUUCCGAGAAGUCCCCAGGAGUGUCUAAUCAACCCAGAGUCGCCUGGGUGCCAAAAUGCAUCCAAUGAAGGGGGGACUGAACCUACUGUCGCUGCGACGACUGUUCUAGAUGGAGCCACGGAAGCAACACAGCCGACGACAGCUUUCUUUUCGGCCGCCACUGGUGCUGUAAUGGUGGUCACCACAAUCGGCACAAACAAUGAUGGAAAAGUGUGGACAAGGGUCGACACAGUCUCUGCAACCGAAGUAGCUAUAACCACAUCUUCAACAACAUCUCCAGUGUUCACGGAGCCGCCCGAGGCCAUACCCGUGAGCAGCGGAAGCAGCAAUGACGGACUCAGUACAGGCGCGAUCGCCGGUGUUGCAAUUGGGACAUUCCUCGCUGGUGCAAUUAUCGCCCUAGUCGUCGCCUGGCUCUUGUACAAGAGGAGAGACAGGAAGUUCGUGCAAAAGACCUGCCCCUCAGGAUACCCCAUCUACGCCGAUUCCUCGCCUGAGCUCGUCAUGGUGCAGAAGAACGCUGCAUUGGGUGGCCCGUACGUUCAGAUUUCGCAGACGCAGAUGCGCGCCCCGGUCCCGGUACCAUCUCGUGCGAUUGCGACAGGCGAUCCGCUUGCUGGUGUUCUCCCUCCUGCGGCCAGCGAGGUCGAGGUGCAAAAUCGCGUGGCUGUGCUGUUCGAGCAGAUACAUCAGCAUGUCGAUAGGUUCUACCGCGAUGUCCACGCUAGCAUCACUCCUAGUAUGGACUUGGAUCUAGCGUCAUUUGGAAAGGACGUCAACAUGCUCGAGCUGUUGCAGAGCUGUUCCCAGCCAACAGUGGCACUGAAACACGCCCUCGUCGUCUUCAUCCUGAAAGUCACUAGCUUGAAGGAAAAUGGGAAUGAACAGUCGCUCUGGCCUGAGUAUCUUACACACAUGCUUCACGCCAACGACUCUGACUCUGCCCACCUUACAACAGCGCAAACCCUCCACCGCCGUCUCUCAGUCUACCUCUACACCCAGCAAAACACACCUGCUCCCACGACCCGUUCGCAGUCUCGCCUCUCCAACCUCUCCGCCCUCUCACUCACCCGAAAGACCUCCUCCGCCAUCCGCGAAGCCGCAGAGCACUUCUCGCUGACCUUCUUUCCCUGGGCAAACCCCUCAUUCGGGGACCAGGAGCGGGAGGGCGAUCUCGCGGGGAUAAUUGCCGAGGCGCUGGAGAGCAGGAUAUGGUUGGUGGGGCAGAGUGCGGAGUGGAGUUUUGAGUGGGAGGAGCCGGGCAGAGGUACAGUGGUGCUGAAGCCUGCGGUUGUGGUUAGGGAGGGAGGUGGGCCGAGGAGGGUCGUUAUGGGCCAGAGCGUUGGCGUUAUCUAGACAUCGGGCCUGAUGUUGACCUGCGCCUGUCGUCGGACUGUCUAUACUUGUAACUGGAAACCGAGUAUGCUGGGCGUGAUGAUAAUUAGAUUUGAAGUAAUAAACAAAUCUCGGGCAUGCCUAAUCUCCCAACACCGUUGUCUGUCGCUUAGAGUUACACUAUAAACAUGAGGCAGGCACAGGGACUGUGCGUCAUGGAACCUGAUGUGGGAGGGGAGUUGUCGUGGAGAAUCAGGAUGGG